This is a messenger RNA of Prionailurus viverrinus (fishing cat), 2084 nucleotides long. RefSeq names its product endonuclease G (gene ENDOG). The coding region runs from base 1114 to 2025 and encodes 303 amino acids. The transcript is spliced from 3 exons. Gene Ontology annotation, molecular function: RNA endonuclease activity; nucleic acid binding; single-stranded DNA endonuclease activity. Gene Ontology annotation, biological process: apoptotic DNA fragmentation. NCBI's taxonomy places the organism in Eukaryota, Metazoa, Chordata, Mammalia, Carnivora, Felidae. Gene Ontology annotation, cellular component: mitochondrial inner membrane; nucleus. The record is from RefSeq and is a predicted model, not a curated record.
AGUUCAACCACCUGCAGCUUGUUGCUGAGGAAAAGGCGGGGUGCCAGGGAAGGGGGUACUGCACAGUGGAUGACACAGCAAGUUCUUUUUGAGGUUGACAAAACCUCAAGAAGUAAUUCAUAACCACAAUCUAGAGACAUCACUGGGAGCACGUUUGUCUUUGCUACAUUGUUGUCAUUUUCUGAUAGUUUUGUGUACCCUCUUCCCUCUCAUGUUAGGUGGUAAGCAAGUUGCUGUGUGAUUUUUAAAUGUAUUUGUGGGCUAUAGAGUAUUCUAGUAUGCUAAACCUGUCUGAAACCCCUAUAUUUUGCUUAUUCCAGCCUCCAUUACGAGUAAUACUGUGGGGAAGUUUUCCUGUUUAAACUCCUUGCACUCCCCAUUCAUUUCCCCAGCUCCGUCCUCUAAGUGGGUUGAAAGGUAUGAGCCUUUUUAAGGCGUUUAUACAUACAAACUGCCCUCGGGAAUCACCAGUUUCUGUUCCAACCAGCAGUUAGCGUCAGCCGCCUGAUCCUUGUCCUGUCCCGGGCUGUUAAAACACUCGCCAGUGUCCUAGGACUCCUGACUUACGGUGUAAUGGUUGGGAGGGUAGGUUUUGGUGUCAGGCAGACCUGGGGUCAUGGCCCUGUUUCCUUGUUCUGCCAACUAGGUAGCUUCCUCUCUUGAAGAUUAAGUCACUUCGCGAUGGAAGCUGCCGGACACUUCCUAGGCGCUAAGUGGGAGCUCCUGCGGCUCGCGCGGAGGAGGGUCCCUCGAGGCAGCCCUGGGAGGGGGCGGGGCGGGGCGGAGCCGGGCGGCGGCAGCCAGUCGCGAGCCAGGGGAGAGGUGACACGUGCCACCACCCCCCCGCCCCCCCCCCCCCUCCUGUGCGCGUCUUAAAAGGGCAAAGAAAGGACGCCGGGACUUACGCUACGCGCCGGUCUGGCCCGCUCUGUUGGGGUCCCCUGUUCCUCGAAACGUUUGUGAGUGGACGCGACGGGCAUCGCACCCCUCCCUCACGCCCCUACCCGGCCCCGCCGUGGGCCCCGCAGGCCGGCGCGGCCCCUUUAAGAGGCUCGCGGGUCGGCCGCCGGAGGUCGCGGGGUGCCCCGUGCGCCGCGGGCCGCGCUCCCCGCCAUGCGGGCGCUGCGGGCCGGCCUGACCCUGGCGCUGGGCGCGGGGCUGGGCGCGGCGGCCGAGGGCUGGCGGUGGCGGCGGCGGGCGGACGCGAGGGCGGCGCCGGGGCUCCUGGGCCGGCUGCCCGUGCUGCCCGUGGCGGCGGCGGCCGAGCUGCCCGCGGUGCCCGCGAAGCCCGGGACCCCGGCGGGCGGCGGCCCCGGCGAGCUGGCCAAGUACGGGCUGCCGGGGCUGGCGCAGCUCAAGAGCCGCGAGUCGUACGUGCUGUGCUACGACCCGCGCACCCGCUGCGCGCUCUGGGUGGUCGAGCAGCUGCGGCCCGAGCGGCUCUGCGGCGACGGCGACCGCCGCUCGUGCGACUUCCGCGAGGACGACUCGGUGCACGCGUACCACCGCGCCACCAACGCCGACUACCGCGGCAGCGGCUUCGACCGCGGCCACCUCGCCGCCGCCGCCAACCACCGCUGGAGCCAGAAGGCCAUGGACGACACCUUCUACCUGAGCAACGUCGCGCCCCAGGUGCCCCACCUCAACCAGAAUGCUUGGAACAACCUGGAAAAGUACAGCCGCAGCUUGACCCGCACCUACCAAAAUGUCUAUGUGUGCACAGGGCCGCUCUUCCUGCCCAGGACGGAGGCUGACGGGAAGUCCUAUGUGAAGUAUCAGGUCAUCGGGAAGAACCACGUGGCGGUGCCCACCCACUUCUUCAAGGUGCUGAUCCUGGAGGCCGCAGGCGGGCAAAUCGAACUCCGCUCCUACGUGAUGCCCAACGCUCCCGUGGACGAGGCGGUUCCGCUGGAGCGCUUCCUGGUGCCCAUCGAGAGCAUUGAGCGGGCCUCGGGGCUGCUCUUCGUGCCAAAUAUUCUGGCACGGGCAGGCAGCCUAAAGGCCGUCACUGCAGGCAGCAAGUGAAGGCCACAGCCCUGCCAGACUGCGGGGGCGGGGCUGCAUUAAAGGUGGUGAUUUCUGGA